AUGCCUGAACCACCUCCACCACCACCCUCCAAUGGCCGCCGUGCCUCGAUUUCUCAGGUGCCUGAGGCAGCUCCGAUCAGCCGCUCGUCCCGCCACACGCCGUCGUCUUCCUCCUCCUCCCUCUCCUCCAUCUCCUCUCUCGGAUGGCCGCCGUCUUCCCCUCUCUUCAGCCCCGGCACCCCCCACGGACUCAUCCCAUUUUCCUGGGAAAGCUUUCCCGGAAUCCCCAAGGAACAACAGCAAGAGCCACAACAUUACAAGAAAAUCACCGACGCUUCACUGGGUCUCCUCCCCUUGCCCCCCUCCAAGCGAUUCACCGAUCUCCAACUACAAGAUAUCUCCGAAGAUCCAUUCUUCGCAGCCCUCGUGGAGUGUUCCAGAGACGAUAUCGUUCAUCGCAGAGACCCAAUCGGCGGCGCCAAAUCUUGGAAUCGAUCAACCGUCUCCAGGACUCUGAGCGAUCGCUUAGGAUUCGUGACCAUUUACUCGUCCUGCAAGAGGGCUUGCUCCGUCUCCGACUCCAUCACCCACCUUCGACGGCCACGAACCCACAAGGGUUAA
Molecule: messenger RNA, 561 nt
Organism: Diospyros lotus (date-plum)
Lineage: Eukaryota; Viridiplantae; Streptophyta; Magnoliopsida; Ericales; Ebenaceae
Exons: 1
Coding region: 1-561 (186 amino acids)
Source: RefSeq, a predicted model, not a curated record